AUUCACUGAAUUUGAUAGAGAGGCAGAUCAGAUCCCUGCAGCAGUCAAAGACGGCUACUUAGAUUAUGCUGCAGGUUCUUGGGCUGCUCACUACCGAAAAGCACAGCAUAGUGCAACCGAGCAAAUGUUACACUUUGUUUUCAGAGUCUGCGAUAACCGAUCCCAGAGGUUCAAGACAUGGUUCGAUGUGUACUGGCAAAUGGCUUACCAGUGGCACUCCAAUCCACAGUUCACUAGAAUUCUGAUGGUAGAGUCAUAUUUUGGGCACGAGGGUAUCGUCAAGCUGCUGUUCGAGGCUAAGGCCGACGCCGACUCGAAGGACGACGACGGUCGGACACCGCUACCGUGGGCGGCCGAGAAUGGGCGAUACGAGGGUGUCGUCAAGCUGCUGCUCGAGGCCAAGGCCGACGCCGAGUCGAAGGAUAACGACAGUCGGACGCCGCUGUCGUGGGCGGCCGCGAACGGGCACAAGGGUGUCGUCAAGCUACUGCUCGAGGCUAAGGCCGACGUCGACUCGAAAGAUAACUACAGCGGGACGCCGCUACCAUGGGCGGCCGCGAAUUGGUACGAGGGUGUUGUCAAGCUGCUAGAGUCCUUCAGCGCUAUAUCAUUUUCAGCCUCCUCCCCACUCACUACCUAAAGUCAUCCACGCUCUUAUAUAUUCUGUAUAAUUUUGACAAGAACUUCUAUUGCUUUGAAGUCAACCUGCUGUAAAUUCCAUGCGGUUCUCAGGUUAGUAAUAAUCGUCGGUUUGAUGUGCUAUGUGAUAUACUCACUUGACAGUCAAAUGCCUUCUGUUGCUACCAUACUCUCCGCAUUUAAUAGCGUUCUUUUGAUGUUAGCUUUAGC
Messenger RNA from Eremomyces bilateralis CBS 781.70, 849 nucleotides. Its product is annotated as ankyrin. The record is from RefSeq and is a predicted model, not a curated record. Lineage: Eukaryota; Fungi; Ascomycota; Dothideomycetes; Eremomycetales; Eremomycetaceae. Gene Ontology annotation, cellular component: nucleus; cytoplasm. Gene Ontology annotation, molecular function: protein binding. The transcript has a single exon. The coding region runs from base 200 to 640 and encodes 146 amino acids.